Talpa occidentalis (Iberian mole) is the source of this 2294-nucleotide messenger RNA. RefSeq names its product coronin 2A (gene CORO2A). The transcript has 12 exons. The record is from RefSeq and is a predicted model, not a curated record. The coding region runs from base 274 to 1851 and encodes 525 amino acids. Lineage: Eukaryota; Metazoa; Chordata; Mammalia; Eulipotyphla; Talpidae. Gene Ontology annotation, molecular function: actin filament binding. Gene Ontology annotation, biological process: actin filament organization.
GGGAGGUAUUCAGUGGACAGCCACCUACUGUGUCUGUUCCCACGACUGCUCCAGGGUGCUGGCCCAGGCUGGAGGGUUGAGCCAGAGCCCCCUCCGUCACCCUCCUCUGUAUACCUGGCGGACCAGGUAGGGCCCAGCCAGUGCAAGAGGAGACAGAAAUGAGCCUCGGGCCGUGCCUGGAAGUCCAAGAUUGCAGACAAGGGACACAGUGGACGGAAAGAAGCCACUCCUCUGAAGAGCAAGAUCUGACCUGGCCACUGAGGAGCUCUGUAGAUGUCAUGGAACCCCCAGUACCGGAGCUCCAAGUUCCGCCACGUCUUUGGCAAAGCAGCCACCAAGGAAAACUGCUACGACUCAGUGCCCAUCACCAGCAGCGUCCACGACAAUCACUUCUGUGCUGUGAACCCCCACUUCAUUGCAAUUGUGACUGAGUGCGCUGGAGGGGGGGCCUUCCUUGUCAUCCCCCUGCACCAGACUGGAAAGUUGGACCCCCACUACCCAAAGGUCUGCGGGCACAGAGGAAACAUCUUAGACAUCAAGUGGAACCCUUUUGACGAUUUUGAGAUCGCUUCCUGUUCUGAAGAUGGCACGAUUAAGAUAUGGGACAUCCCCAGGCAGUUUCUGGCGAAGAACCUCACAACCUACAAGAAGGAGCUGGUGUGCCACAUGCGCAGAGUGGGCCUGGUGGAGUGGCACCCCACAGCCGCCAACAUCCUUUUCAGCGCCGGCUACGACUACAAGGUGAUGGUCUGGAAUCUGGAUACAAGGGAGUCUGUAAUCACAAGCCCGGUCAAGACAAUUUCCUGUCACCAAAAUGUGAUCCUGUCCAUGUCCUUCAAUACCGACGGCAGCCUGAUGGCCACCGCCUGUAAAGAUCGAAAGAUUCGGAUUCUCGAUCCCCGAUCAGGGACCGUCCUCCAGGAAACCGGCAAUCAGGGGCACAAGCCCAACAAGGUGCUGUUUCUGGGGAACCUGAAGAAGCUGUUGUCCACUGGCACAUCCCGAUGGAACCACCGGCAGAUAGCCCUGUGGGACCAGGAAAACCUCUCUGAGGCUAUCAAGGAGGAGGACCUGGAUGGCUCCUCAGGCGUGCUGUUUCCCUUCUAUGAUGUGGACACCAACGUGCUCUACGUGGUGGGGAAGGGAGAUGGGAAUAUCCGCUACUAUGAGGUGAGCACGGACAAGCCUUACCUUAGCUACCUGACUGAAUACCGCUCCAACAACCCUCAGAAAGGAAUUGGUGUUAUGCCAAAGAGAGGUCUCGACGUGUCAUCCUGCGAGAUCUUCCGCUUCUACAAACUGAUUACAACCAAAAACCUCAUCGAACCUGUAUCCAUGAUUGUGCCCCGGAGGUCGGAAUCCUACCAAGAGGACAUCUACCCACCCACGGCAGGGGCCCAGCCCUCCAUGACCGCCAAGGAGUGGCUCGGUGGCAUGAAUAAAGGGCCUGUCCUGGUAUCCCUUAGGCCCGGCUCCGAGAUGCUGAGUUCCCAGCCUCUGCCUCCAGAGAAACCCGUUUCUAACCCCCCAACCCCCACGUCGUCCUGGCUCCCGGACCAGAAGGAAAAGAUGGUUCCCGAAGAUGGCCGUAGGCCCUCCUUCUCCCUGCCAGAGAGGACAUCAAGAUGGAUGCCAGAGCACAGACUGGAGGAGAAGAAAACCUGGCUCACAAACGGCUUUGAUAUCUUCGAAUGCCCCCCACCAAAGACAGAGAAUGAGCUGCUACAGAUGUUCUAUCGGCAACAGGAGGAGAUCCGAAGGCUGCGGGAGCUGGUGACUCAGCGUGAAGUCCAGGCCAAACAGUUGGAACUAGAGAUCAAAAACUUGCGGAUGAGCUCAGGGAGGUUCUGAGCAUAGGUCUCUGCCCUCCCCACCCUCAGGGACACUACUUGGCUCCAUGGGGAGGUCUGGGACCGAAUCACAGGUCUCCCGUGAACAACCACUAUUUCUAUAUUUUUUACCAGAAAACAAAGCUCUCAGUCGCUGAAAGAUUCCAGUGGGACAUGGUGCCGUUUUUCUUGUUGCCUUCUUGCAACAACAGUUCCUUUUAGAUGCUAUCUUGCCUUCUAUUUAAUUCUGUGUUUAGGGGUCCAUUGUGAGCUGUAACCUCCCAAAGGGAAAGAACAAUAUAUAUAGAAAAAUAGAGCUGGAAGGAGCUAGGAGGUGAAUUGCCUCUGAUUUCAGACUGUGGUCCAGACUAGGGUGAAGACUAAACAGAAAGGCUGUCCCCGCCCCUACCCCAACACACACCCCUUCCAAUCAGACACUCCCCUUUUUAAAAUUUUGUAUAUUGG